AUGAAAAAAUCUCAUUAGCAUACAAGAUCCUCUGCAAGCUUUCCAAUCUUCGCUGUUUCGAUGUACACUCAAUUUACACCUGCAGAGGUGUUUGAUCUGCGAUGCGAGUAUGAGGUUCCUCGUUUUCUAGAUCUUAAUAAUCUUGAUUAUGACUCCAAAGGCUAUGAUAUCAAGUACAAUCAAGGAAUCACCUAGGAAGAUGAAUUUUUCUAAUGGUUCUAAAUUCCUCAUGAUUUCAAGGUAAAUAAAAAAAUGGUGAAUGCGACUAAGGAUUAAGUAGUGAAGUACUUGCCUCCAAAGAUGCCCUAGAAGAGUACUACAAAGUUAUAAUAAAAAAAGACUAGUACUAUGGUGAAUAACAUAUCUCUGUCAUCAAACGCUACCUCGAUCCCCAAUGAAACUACUAAGAUUACAGAAACACAAUAAUCGUUAAAUUCUGUCAAGAACUCAGGUUCUUAAACAGAUAGAAAUAUCAUGAGUUCCAAGAAUAGGACCUCACACAAAUACAUCUCUGAAAAGUUUAGACGUCAAUCCUAAUUUAAGCCAUUCAAACUCUAAUACAAACCAUAAUAUCCAUCAAAAUCAUUCAAGCAAUGCCAAAUCUAAUCUAAGCAAAAAACUUAAAGAUUGCAUCAUUAGCAAGCGAAAUCAUAGAUCGAUAACAUCAUGAUAGAUUUAACGACUGUUAACACUAAUGGAUCGACAUCAACAACAACUACAUAAAAUGUUAAAUCUAUAUCUGCGGCUAACAGUGCAAUAGCUACAAAUAUGAUCGUUAAAAAACAAAAAUAACAAGUCUAAAUAUAGUAAUAGAUACAGGCUUAAGCUAAGAUGUAGUAUCAAGAGAGAAUAGGGAAUCAAACAUCAAGAGAACGUUAGUAAUCUAGAACUGCUUUGAGUAAAUCGAGAGUGGAUUUCAUAUCUUAAAACAAAGAGCGAGUGAAAAUUAUUUCAGCCAGCUCAAAAACUAGGAAGUAGAGUGCCCAUCAUAACAAUUCAUUGACGUAAAACAACUAGAGUCAAGGAAGUGCUAACAAUAAUCAUAAUAUGAUCUACUUUUAAAACGUUAUAAUAGAGGAGAAUCAGAAUAGUAACAAAAUUGGCCUUUAGUAAACUAAAAGUAUUAGUCAACUAAUGAAAUAAAAAUCUCAAGUCUCUCAUUAGAGUAGUACAAAUCAUCAAUCAAAUACAACUUUGGCGACAGCCACUAGCACAGCAAGCAGAAAUGCUAAAAUGACUAUCAAGUAGGCUAAGCAACAUACAUCAAGGGAUCUCAGUAAAAUGGAUCAUACAACGUUAACUGCAAACUUGAGUGCGAUGUUAAAAGAACCUUCAAGCGUCAAGAGGAAGAGAAAUGGAAGAGUUAAUUCACUGAUGUGGGGAGGCUGUGCAUCCAGUUCUGGCAAUUUAAUGAAUGCCACUUCUGCUAAUAUGACAAUGAACUAUGGUCUAUCAACUUAAGGUCUCAAUCAAUAGCCAUCUUAUAACAAGAUUAGUGAAAUUGAUUUGAGUUCUUCAAACCAACCUUAUACUACAAGGGGAGAGAUCAAGAAUCCUGCAAUUAUGUAAAAUGAAAAGGAGAAUUUAAUUUAGAGUUAAUACCUCAAACAGCUUUUGAAGAUGCAGUAAAAGUAUUAGCACAGAGGACAUCAAAGGAACUAACUGAGUUAAAGUGGAAUAUCUGGCAAAAGCUUACUUUAUAAUGAUAAGAACACAAACUCAUAGACUUCCUUAAGCAAAAACAAAGUCACAAGUAGCUUUAGUAAAUUAGGAUCGAGUGGGGUGCUUAAUGAGACCACAAAUGCUAAAAAUAAUCAUCAUAGUAAAAAGUCAUCAAUUAAUGGGUAUAGCGGCCUGGCUGGUAUAGCUGGUGGGUCUUCAUCCUAAAGAGACCCCUUGAUUUCUAAUGUUAACUUAAAUAACUUAUGA
Stylonychia lemnae is the source of this 1929-nucleotide messenger RNA. Lineage: Eukaryota; Ciliophora; Spirotrichea; Sporadotrichida; Oxytrichidae. The record is from the annotation of a GenBank genome assembly.